Molecule: messenger RNA, 1991 nt
Organism: Alligator mississippiensis (American alligator)
Lineage: Eukaryota; Metazoa; Chordata; Crocodylia; Alligatoridae
Product: olfactory receptor 2B2-like
Exons: 1
Coding region: 1-951 (316 amino acids)
Biological process (GO): G protein-coupled receptor signaling pathway
Cellular component (GO): membrane
Molecular function (GO): G protein-coupled receptor activity; olfactory receptor activity
Source: RefSeq, a predicted model, not a curated record
AUGGAGAAAGAUGAGGAGUCUCACUGGGCAAACACCACCUCAGUGUCGGAGUUCAUCCUGCUGGGGUUCUCCAGCCACCCCAAGACGCAGCUGCUGCUGUUUGUGCUCUUCCUAGCUAUCUACCUGGCGACCCUCUUUGGGAACAGCCUCCUCAUUGCCCUUGUCAAGACUGACUCCCGUCUUCACACACCCAUGUACUUCUUCCUGGCCAACCUUUCCUUUUUAGACAUCAGCUACACCACCACCACUGUACCCCAGAUGCUGGUCCACCUCCUCUCCACAAAGAGAAGCAUUUCCUAUGUUGCCUGUGUUGCGCAGAUGUACAUCUUCCUUUGUCUGGGGAUAAUUGAAUGUAUACUCUAUGCUGUAAUGGCCUAUGAUCGGUACGUGGCCAUUUGUCAUCCCCUGCGCUACACAGUCAUCAUGAACAGGUCAGUCUGCAUCAAGAUGGUCAUUGGCAUCUGGGUAUGCGGCUUCUUCUUUACCACAUUGAUUGCAAGCUUCACCAUGAGGCUGCCCUACUGCAACUUAAAUGAAAUCAAUCACUUCUUUUGCGAGGUGCCAGCCAUCUUGAAGCUGGCCUGUGCAGACACACACCUCACUGAACUUGUUGUCUUUGUGGUGGCAGUUAUAGUCCUCCUGACCCCGCUGGCUUUGAUCCUAAUCUCCUAUGUAUUCAUCCUGGAAGCCAUCCUGAGGAUCAGCUCAGGUGAGGGGAGGUUCAAAACCUUCUCCACCUGCACCUCACACAUCACUGUCGUGACUCUCUUUUAUGGUGCCGCCAUAUUCAUGUAUAUGCGCCCAGCCUCCAGCUACUCACCUGAGCGGGACAAAAUGUUUUCCCUCUUGUACAAUGUUGUGUCUGCCCUCCUGAAUCCUCUUAUCUACAGCCUGAGGAACAAGGAGGUCAAAGCAGCCGUACUCAAAAUGAUGGGCAAGACGGACCACUGAGUUCCGGUGGAGGAGGUAUGGCCUGGUGGCUGCCAGCUCCUCGGUUCUGGAUCCUAGUCUGGGAGGGGAGUGGGGUUUAGUGACUUAUAGCCAGUGGAGAAAAAAGUCAGGAUGUCUGGCUCUUUUCCCAUUCCUAGAAUGUGGAAAGGUCUGUGAAUGAGGGCAGGCUGGGGCUGGGAGUCUGUAUGUCUGGAUUGUUUUCUUUCAAAUGGGACAGAAAUGGUGUCUUACAGACUAGAGUAAUGGAGGCUGGGAAUCAGAGUUCCUGGAUCUGAGCCAGACUAACUUUGUGACAUUCAUCAUAAGACAUUCAGAAAGAAAAAAGGCUAGAUUUAAAACCCAUGAGUCCUGAUUUCUUAUCCUGCUGAACCACACUGAUCCUCAAUCGUGACUCAUUCAGCUGAAAUGACCUGAAUACUUAUUCAAGUGGUAUAAGAUUUUCAGGAAAACGCCCAGGACCUCACGAAGGCACUCUGGGAAUGAAGCCAUUUCUGUCAGCUUAUGCUCUGUCCUCACAAACCAACCUCAGCCACUUUCAAGGUGUCUCUCUCUGAUGUGUUUGUGGGGAAACCAGUAGGACGCUCUCACAGUAGCUUCAUCUCUUCAUUGCUGGGUUUGUUGCAUGGGACUGGGAGUUGAUGGGUGGGAUGACAUGAUCAAGGUGAGCACCCCUGGCAGUUCCAAAGUUGAGCUGUACAUGUACCCAUUAUAGCACCAUAUGACUGGGCAUAUACAGCUAGUGUACUGUGGGAAAUCCCUGAGAGAGCCUGAGUUGGUGUUGGAUGCAGCACAGGACCUUCUUUGUUUCCCAAAGGCUGAUGUUCACUCCACUGCUAAGAACCCAACAAGACAUGUAAUCCAUUGACAGGGUUUUGUCUACCCAGAACUCAUCUUGUUUGCUAAAGGAGCAAACUGUUGCAGGGACACAAGGCAGGUUAUAAUUAAUAGAGUGGUGCCCAUGGACAGAGUCAACCACUUUUACUAAAUGUGUAACCAGAAUGGUGCAACUGUCUGCAUUUCUCUGUUUUGUAUUUGUUCUG